UGGUCGUUAGUGUUUUUUAUUUUUUCGGAGGGUCUACAGUCAAGUUGUGUUUAUACAGCGCGGAUGAAAGAAACGAUUGUAGAAAAGUUAAGAAAAGAAAAAUCAUAAAAUAAUAUUUUUUCAUAUAAUUUAUCAUUCGAUCAUAAGAAAACACUACACACACAUAAUGCCGAGCGAGAACGAACAACAAUAUUAGGAAACGGAAUUAAAUUUAGACAACAAUUAUAUCAAUAUUCAAUGUUUGAUUUUCCGUUGAUUCAUAAACGUGCGGUUAUCUGAGUUCUCCUCGAAAAAUAAAAGUGUUAUUAAAAUAGUUCCAGAUUCAGUGUUGAAAACCAAAAACAAGAGUGGAUUUAAUUGAAAUCAAGAAAGAAAGAAAAAAAAUAUUUAAAUAAAAGAUCAAGAGAAGGAUAAAAUCUAAAAUCUAAGAAAAAGAAAAUAUUAAAGUUAAGAAAAUCAAGAGAAAAGUCCCAAAAUGUCAAGUGCAAUAGAAAUAUAAAACGAAAGUGAGAGAAUUAAGCUUGGAAGUAUUAAGCAACAGAAGCAAAAGAAUCAUCAGUGGAAGAAAAAUUCUUGAAGGAAAUGAUUCAACUUGAAUCUUGUGGUCACAUAAAUGGCGAUAGUGAAUCAAGUUCUGCACGUGAAGAAGAAAUAAAGGAGGAAUCGUGUGAUGACAAAGAAAAUUCAAUCGAUAUCAGUCGCAAACGCAAACAAAGAAAAAACAAUUUAACAGAUUCUUCGAUUGCGAUGGCUGAUUGUGAAGCAUUGCGUGUGGAGGAAGAGGGUGAGGAUGUAAACGGAAAUUUGGAGGAAAAUGGCAAAUCGAUAGCGAAAGAUGAGCCAGACGACGAAAAUGUAGCAGGCGAUGAAAAUGAAAUGGAGCCAGGAGAAAUUAGUUUCAGUCAGUCGAAUGCAAUGGAUUUACAAGCGGCUGUACAAGCACAAUCGGCUGCAUCAGCUGUUUUAAAUGAAGCGAAUGCAAUAUUUAAUAACGCUGCCAUGUUCCAGCCUGGACAAAUGUCAAUGCAAACCUUUCAAAAUGCCAUUGCACAGUUCACAGCUAAUGCAAUUGCUAACAACAUGGACAAUGAAACAGUUAUGAAGAAUUUGGCAAUUUUACAAUCAGCACUCUUCACUCUUCAACAGCAACAAUUCCUUCAAUUUCAAUUAAUUCAGCAUUUGCAAUCUCAAUUAGUUAAUAAAAAGGGCGAUAGCGAUACGAACACUGAGAAACCUAGUAGCAAAUGUGAUUCGGACGAUGACGAUUCCGACCGUAAAAUGAAAGAUGACAUUGACGAAGAAGAUGGAGACAUUGACGAGCUUGAAGAUGAUAGACAGAAUCAAAUUCGCCAACGCAUUAUGGAAACAAAACAUUUCACUAAAAUGCAAGAAGCUCUCAUGAAAGAAAAUGAAAGCAGAAAUCCAAAAUCAAAAUCACAUGAAAACGGCGACGUUGAAAAUAUCCUUAAAAAGGCUGAAGAAGGUUUAAAUGGAUUAAAUGCUUUCACAAGUAAUUUUUCACUAGCAUCAAACAUCAUAACUGAUCAUGAUCCGGCAAUUCAAAUCAGUGAAUCAACGAAUUCUCUAGCGAUGUUAGAGAAGAAAGCGCAAGAAGUUCUUAAUUCAGCAUCCCAGGGAAUCUUGUCAAACAAUCUUCUUGAUGAAUUAGCUUUUGCUAAUGACAAAGCAUCACCGAAUGGAAGAACUGAUUCGUCUCUUUUUAAGCAUCGCUGUCGGUAUUGUGGUAAAAUAUUUGGCUCAGAUUCGUCACUUCAAAUUCACAUUCGUUCGCACACGGGUGAACGUCCUUACAAGUGCAACGUGUGUGGAAGUCGCUUUACUACAAAAGGCAACUUAAAAGUUCAUUUUCAAAGACACUCUGAUAAAUAUCCGCACAUCCCAAUGAAUCCAAAUCCAGUGCCGGAACAUCUCGACAAAUAUUUCCCUCCACUCGUUCCAUCAGAAGCUCUUAAAGAAAUGCCAAAUGCACCACCGACAACUAAUCCACCGUUCCCAAAUAUUGAAAACAGACAAUUUCCUCAACGAGGCUUUUUCCCUGACUUUUACUUCCCACGCCCACCAAUAGAACUUUUCGGACCUGUUGGUGCUGGUGAAGCUGCAAGAAAUCCCGUCGAUUUAUCGCAGAUGAAAAAGCCCGAAUCUCCAUCAUUUCGAUUAUCACCAGAAGUGAUGAUUCAUGAAGAAGAAGAAGAAGCACAUUCACAGCAAACAAUCAAAGAAGAACCGGAGGAUGAAACGUUAGAUUUAAGCGAUAAAUCUCAUAAGAAUUCAUCUUCAUCUGAGAAGAAUAUUCAAACAACAAAGCCUCCAGCAAUAACCCAGCCUCUUCAUAUAUCAUCACCAAACAAUUGUCACCAAAAUCAUCAGCAUCAUCGAAUUGAUAAAGACGAGCAAGUUAUGAAUGAACGAUCAUCAAGAAUAAAUCGUCAUGAGAGAGAACGCGAGAAGGAACGUGAUAGAGACGAGAAAGAAUUUAGUUUGCGUAUGAAAAACAAUUCGGUAGAGAAUUUAGCAAAAGUUCCGUCCGUAUCUCCACCAAGCAGUUCUUCAAGCACAUCCGGUUCACUUUAUCAAGAUACUGUGCUUGAUCCAAGCUAUUUUUCGGCACAUCUACCUCGUCCCGAUAGCAAUGACAGCUCAUGGGAGAAUUUUAUUGAAAUCUCAUCAGAAACUUCAAAGCUUCAAGAACUUGUCGACAAUAUAGAUAACAAGAACAUCGAACCGAAUCAAUGCUUGGUGUGUAAAAAAGUUUUGUCAUGUCGAAGUGCAUUACAAAUGCAUUACAGAGUGCACACUGGGGAACGACCUUUUCGAUGCAAGAUUUGCGGUCGUUCGUUUACAACAAAAGGAAAUUUGAAGACUCACAUGAGUGUUCAUCGUAUUAAGCCACCAAUGCGAACGCUUCAUCAAUGUCCGGUUUGUCAUCAGAAGUUUUCAAAUAUUUUUGUGCUACAACAACAUAUUCGCUUACAUACAGGAGAAAUGACUGACUUAACGCCAGAUCAAAUUCGUGCUGCUGAAAUUCGGGAAUUUCCCGAGAUCCGUGAACAUACUGAAAUGAAAAUGCCACCGUUUGGUAUCAGAAUGAGUGAUUUUCCACCACAAAAAAGAUCUGUAGAGCAGUCAGAUGAUGAAAAUAAUGUAGAAAUGACAGAUGCUAAUCGUGAGCGUGAACAACACGUGAAUAAACGUGACAAUCGUGAAAUUCAACGUGAAAAAUCACAGGCUAAUAAGUCGAAUAAAAAGCACAAUAGUGAAAAUCAUCGCGAAGGAAUUCGCGUUAAAACUGGCUUAACAUCGCCCGACAUUGAAACUCACGUGGAAGAUUUGAGAGCGAUGAACUUACAAAGAUUAUCAGUGCAUUCAGCAUCGAAUGAUGACUAUUCUCGUGAUUCAUCUCCUGUGAGUCCCAGCAUAUCAGAAGCUAAAAGACUGCGCUCGUCAAGUCCAUCUGUCAAUCAAACUCCACCGUCUGGAUUAUCGAAUCGUUCACCCAUUGCAACUCCGCCUUCAACUGAACGCCCACCGUUUCCUUACGGCCCUCACUUCUUAGGCAUCCAUCAAUUUCCUCCCUUUGUCAAUCGACCACCAUUCAUGGCAAAUGUUCCUAUCGUCCCAUCGAGUGCUAACAUGCCACCCUUUGGAUUAUUCGGUGUUCGUGGUAAUACAACAACCUGCAACAUAUGCUUUAAAACAUUCGCCUGCAACUCAGCAUUAGAAAUUCAUUAUCGAUCGCAUACCAAAGAAAGACCUUAUAAGUGCUCGAUUUGUGAUCGCGGAUUUUCUACAAAGGGUAAUAUGAAACAACAUAUGCUCACACAUAAAAUACGUGAUAUGUUCGGGAAUUCGAAUUCUGGUGAUGAAUCUCGUAUGUCGUCUGGUGGUGGGCAAACAAGCGACUCGCAAUCAACCAUCAAUAACAACCAACAAAUUAAUUUUGCUAUCAAAUUAGAAAAUUCGCGUUCGCCUAAUAUCAAUGGCGUCAAAAAUGGCGAAGACGACGAGAUGAAUAAUGAAUCGGUUACAAAAGAGAAUGAAGACAAAGUGGAAUCAAAUUUUUCGGCGCUUGGUCAGAAAUUUACAAAAGAACCAGAUAUCAAGAAAUGGUGCAACAAAUUGAAUGAAAUGCCAGAAAACAUUGCUGCGAGUUGAUAGAAUCAAAAAGACACACGCAGCAUUUCAAAGCAGACUAUUAAAGACUUAUGUAAGGAAUAAAUUAUGAAGCAAACCAAAAUGUUAUUUUACAGAAGGAAAAUCAACUUAAUAUAAGGAACUCAUUUUUUUAAACGCUAAAGAAGAAUAAGAUGAAAAAAAAGUUUGACAUAUCAAAAUUUAACAUAACUAAAUGAAAUGGAUAGUGUACAGAAAUAUAAAAGAUCUUAUCUACAAUACCAUAAGAAAAAAAACACACAAAACUUCAAUCCAAUAUACGCAGAGAAAGGUUAAAUACAAAUUUUUUUCAUUAAUAAGGACAAGCAGCAGUUGGCUUAGGUGCAAAAGUUUGAAAUAUAGAUGGCGUAACGAUAUCGAGGAUAUUUUAAGGAUGGGUGUAUGAAAAGUUUUAUCGUUUUGUUCUUCCUUUCGUUAUUGAAUGUCAUUUUAUGAAGAUACUGGAAAAUACAAAAAAAAGUUAUAAUCUAAAUAUAAUUUACAAAUCACAAUCCGUGUAAAAAAGAACAUUUUGGUGUAAAUUUGAUAUUUUUUUGUUAACAAGAAAAAAAACAUACUUAAAGUUAAAGACAUUUUAAAAGAAAACUAUCCUGCAAAAACACCUACACUCAAAGUUUCAUUAUAAGGCACUUAGUUGUAUGAAAAAAUUAUAAAACAGAUUUGAAUUUGAAAAUGGUAAAAAAAAAUUCAUGUUUAUACCAAUAAUUAUUUUUGUGAUAAUAAAUUUAGUUUGAGUAAAAGAAAUAGAAUAAAACGCUGAAAUUUAUUGAGAAUAUUCUGAAAAAAAAAAUCAUUAUCUUCACCCACUCGUAUGGUUUCUUGUUUUCUUUUUAUAAUUUAUCUCUUCAUAUGCAUGAAAUCUUUACAUUUGGAUGAAUCAUUUUUUGUACAUAUUAAAAAUGUAAUUACUAAAAUACACAAAAAAUAUAUAAAAUAAUUAAAAUGCAGAC
This is a messenger RNA of Clunio marinus, 5141 nucleotides long. Lineage: Eukaryota; Metazoa; Arthropoda; Insecta; Diptera; Chironomidae. The record is from the annotation of a GenBank genome assembly.